Molecule: messenger RNA, 720 nt
Organism: Orbilia oligospora ATCC 24927
Lineage: Eukaryota; Fungi; Ascomycota; Orbiliomycetes; Orbiliales; Orbiliaceae
Exons: 2
Coding region: 1-720 (239 amino acids)
Source: RefSeq, a predicted model, not a curated record
AUGGACUCCGACGUCGAAAUGGAGCUCGACGUCUCGACGCCAUCGUCUUCCACCACUGAUCUCACAAUACCGCCUCUUAGUUUUUCCCCAUCUCACAAAUCUCGUCGUAUCGAUCUUCCUCCUGAAAUCAUCCUCGAAAUUCUCUCCCUUUGCGCCUGGGAAGACCAAGAUGUCUUCCGGCAAGUCUCCGACCUAUGGGAAUCUUACAUUUCAAAAUCGCUUCGCCGCACGCGAUUCUCAUACCCUGAUCCGUUAAUUCCUCUCCCGGUUUCCUUAUCUAAAUCUACGAGAUAUACCUGCGGGACGCAUAAACUCCUUCGCUCGCUCACAAUGUCAUAUCUUUGGACACGCCCUACCGAUGAAUUAAGGCUCGAUAAGCGUUCCGACGGAACCUGGUGGCCCGAAGGAAGUGUCACUGAGGAUUGGCUCUCGAAAACUUUCUUUUGGACGGAAAGCUGCACUGACCCACCGAUGAAAGGGGUCAAGAUUCGAUUAAAGGGAUGUUAUUGGAACAACCAAGAGGGUGAUUUGGUACUCCAGAUGACGUGUUUUGCGGGGAAAGGUGAUGCGGUUAGUGCAGCGGAUGUCUGUUCAAGGAUUAAGAGGCUAUUUACCGCAAGUCCUUAUCGAAAUGUACUGGUUUACGAUGUAGAAUUGAAGAUGGGAGAGGAUGGCAUAGCCUACUUGGGUGGAAAGGCAGUGUUGACGAAGAAGUCUUGA